UUAAUCUGUGUAUUGGGUUGAUAUUUCAGCAGAAGGUGGUUGACAGUUGAAGAAUAACACUACCCUAAUCUGCUCAUAUGGGUUGGGGACCUGGGUGGUAGCCCUGCUUGCUUCCACAGCCAGGUUGUUCUGACACAAACAUGGGGAAACUUCAGAGCAAGUUCCGACGGUCGCGCUCUGAACUGUACAGGGCGACCAAAGGUAAUGGCGAGGAUGCUGCUGUCAGUCAGGUGAUACAGUAUGAACCCGCCCACCGUGAUGCCGUCAACUGUGUCACCAACCUGACCUCAGACCUUUGUGUGUCUGGGGGAGGUGACAUGGCAGUGGUUGUGUAUGACUGGAGAGGAGGGAAGUUAUGUCAGUCAUUCCAAGGUCACAACAGAGAGGUUACCAAGGUGGAGUGUUUUCCUGGCAGCACCUGGAUCUUCAGUGCGUCUCGAGACAAGAGUGUUAUGAUGUGGGACCUCAACCAGGGGGACGAGCCCAUCCAGGAGUUCUGUGGCCAUGAGCUGGUGGUCAACGGGCUGGCCGUCAGUCCAGAUGGGUCGAGGCUGUGCACUGGUUCCCGUGACAACUCCAUGUGCCUCUGGGACAUUGAGUCUGGCGAGCGUGUGCAUAAGAACACAGUCUCCAGAAACCUGGUUACUCAUGUGUGCUGGGUACCUGAGAGCAGCUCCAUCGUUCAGACAUCCGAGGAUAAAACCAUCAGGGUGUGGGACAGUCGUACCUGGCAGGUCACUAACACGUUCCCAGCCAAGCAAUACAUCCAGACACACUGUGACAUCAGCGCCAACGGUAACCACCUCCUGUCCAGCAGCAAUGGCUUCGGAGGCCAAGGCUGUGAGGCUACGCUUUGGGACCUCAGGCAGCCUGGCUGUAAGGUGGUGGAGUACCGGGGCCACCGUGAGACCACCGCUUGCUGUGUGUUCCUGCCCUCCAGCCCCGGGGGCCCUGCGCUCGUAGCGUCCUCCUCUCAUGACUGCUCAGUCAAAAUCUGGGAUCAAAACACUGCAGCCUGUCUGACCACUCUGACCCUGGAUGGAUCAGGUCCUUUGGUGUCUUUGGCCCCAAGUGACUCCAGCAGUCUGCUGUGUGCCAGCUUUAACACAGGGCUCCACGUACUCCACCAUCACACGGAUGGGCUGGACCUAAAGGAGGUGGCGCGCUUCUGAUAAGGGCUGUCCCUUCUGACAGGAAGUCCCUUCUGACAGGAAGUCCCUUCUGACAGGACUGGUGCCGGCACGGUAACCCGAAACCCCAAAUCACCUACACUGUGGGCCACACAGACCUCCAAGCCAGCGAGGCCCUUUAAGUCAGAUGGACCUGAUCAGGAGACACCAUCCCUGGGUCAACUGAUGGGAGAAGACCCCUGCGAGUCAUUCUAAAAUCAGGGAGAGCCCUAAGACAUUGUACUCAGAGCAUCAGGCGAGGCCCAACUGCUUUGGGAUGUCUUGGUACAACAGAAAUGUUUUGGAUGUUUGGAGACUAAGUGGAUAGUGAUAGCUUUAGCAAGUACAAUUAGCCAAAUUGCUAACUGUAAGUAGACAAUUGUGGAAUCGUUAAUCAGAUAGUUUAGGAAAAACUGUAACCACUAUAAAAUAGAGCAGGCAAAUAAAUCAUGAAUCGUUUAGAGCAGGGGUGUAUUCACUAGGAACCAAACGGGCCCAAAACGUGGAGAGACUAAACUGAACUUGUCCAAAAAGUGCAAAUGUUCAUUGCAAAAUAUUCAGUUGCAAAACGCAUGUUGCUAGUUUACUACGGUGUGCACUAAUGAAUACACCCCAGUCGUGUCCCACUCUAAUAAAGCGUCUACUUCAGACCGGACUUGGGUGAAACUUCACAGGAGGAGAUUGACACUUGCGUUCUUACGACAGUUUAUUUGAAAUGGCUUCACGACCCCAUUUUAAUCAUAUAAUAACAAAUUUAUGCCAAAUUUUAUCAGAUGCUUUUAUCCAAAAUGAUGACUUAGUCAUGCGUGCAUAUAUAUAUAUUUUUUACGUAUGAGUGGUGCCGGGAAUCGAACCCACUACCCUGGUGUUGCAAGCGUCAUACUCUACCAGCUGAGCUACAGCGCAACUCGGCAGUGCUAAUGUCGACCCAGGUUGUGAUACUCGACUUCUGUGACAUACUCCGUUAUUAUGCUGGCAAAAAUGUAACUUAUGGAAUGCAAUGUAUUUGUAUUAAACUGACUGAGAUACUGCCACACUGUAGGUCAGCGUUUGCCAAACUAGGGGUUGCGACCCCAUAUGGGGUCACCAGUUUUGAAAAUAGGGGUCUCGAGAGAAACUCUGGAAAAAAAUGUUACAUUUGCGCUUGGUUAAUAGAGGCGGGAUUCAUUCAGUAACCUCCGGUAGUCGCUAGAUAUGGUUGUAAUAAACAGAGGGGUUCUGUUUUCUUCCUACAAACGUGGCUCCAUCUUUCGAACGGUUUAAGCUACAAAAUAUUAUGACCCCCCCCCCCAUCACUGAAUGAUAAGACUCUCAGGAACACAUGUGUGUCUUCCCUUCUGCAAUGCCCAAAAGCAAGACUCAUUUAGAACAGAAUGGACAAGUCCAACAAGCAGAACUCGUUAGAACAGCGUGGACAAGACCAGGCACUAAAUCAGACUGGGGGAGGAAAUAACAUCAAUGACAAUGUAACUUUCUUCACAGAAAAUCAUUGGCUGAUGAUCUUCUGAACUUCCCAAUGCAUUUCAGUCAUUUCAAAACAUAUGUCCUUCAGAUUGAAAUACUGUCAAAAGUACUGUCAGACUGAUUUGUAAUAGACUGACAUAGCCCAAAUUUAAAAAGUUAACAUUGGCUGUUGAUUACAUCACUUUUUUUUUUCAAAUUUUGGGGUCGCGAAAACAUUUUUCAUAUCAAAGUGGGGUCGCGGGUCAAAACAGUUUGGGAAUCCCUGCCGUAGAUAGUUACCUCUGAGGAAUUGGAUAGGCACGGAGAGACACUAUACCAACACAUCAUGAAAGGGCUUUAGCUACAGUAGUUAAUUUGCCAGUUACAUGGCUAACACAUUCUGAUGGGAACACAUCCAAUACAGUUUCAAGUUUUAAUGUCAUGUGCACAAGUACAGUGAAAAUGCCUUUUCUUUCAAGCUCCAAAUGUAGCACAAAAAAAAAAGAACAAGGUAGAACAAAAAUAAGAAGAACACAAAGUAAGAAGCUAC
Salvelinus namaycush (lake trout) is the source of this 3162-nucleotide messenger RNA. RefSeq names its product WD repeat domain 31 (gene wdr31). Bases 141 to 1172 code for a protein of 343 amino acids. Lineage: Eukaryota; Metazoa; Chordata; Actinopteri; Salmoniformes; Salmonidae. The record is from RefSeq and is a predicted model, not a curated record. Gene Ontology annotation, molecular function: protein binding. The transcript is spliced from 9 exons.